CCCCGCGGAGGACCUGACCUCCAGCGGAAGCUCCUCCCCCGGGGCGGGGGGCGGAGCCACCGGGCAGGCCUGGCCACGCCCCUCGGCGACAACUUCCUAGCCGACUUGGCCAAUUGGAGCUCCGUUUCUUGCCGGGUGGGGAAACGUGUUCUCCAGUCAGCGAGCGCCGUCGUCGCUCGGGCAACAGCGUCCUAGCGACACCGCGUGGGCUGGGCCUCUGUGGCCAGGGGGCCCUGGAGUCCGCGCGCCGAGUUGGCUCCCAUGAGUCGGAGGAUUGAGAAAGGGGCUGGGCUGUCCACCUCUCCCGUGCAGAGAUCUCUGCAUCGCCCUUGCUGUGAUCCCUCCAGCUGACUGGCACAUGGAGACAGAACCAGCUCUAGCAGAAUGCUCAGGAGUCUGGGGCCCGCCCGGAGCAGGAAUCCACUGGGAGCCCACUGGCUGUUAAUAAGACAGUUGCUUUCGUAAAGCCUCUUGACUGGGAUCAAGUGAAUGUUUAAGGGAUUUAAUGUGCAAAAUGGCGGUUGUACCAGAUUGGCAUAUUAUAUGUCCUUACACACGGAAAUUCACACAUUCAAGACCGCACUCUUCACCAUGCAGAGUAUAUUCAAGGAGUGCUUUCCAAAAUAUGUUCAGACCGUCUUCAUCCACAACUGUUGCAAAUCCAAUACUGUCGUCCUUAGAUGUUAAACGGAUUUUAUUUCAAAAAAUUACUGAGAAAGGAGAUGAGUUGAAGAGAGCCUUUCACCUGCUGGACACGGCUAACAACAUGACGGUGACCAAGAGCGCACUGCGGAGGGUCCUCACAACCUUCCUGCUGCCUCUCACCAGGGAACAGUUUCAGGAUGUUCUGGCUCAGAUUCCCCUCACCAGUUCUGGGGCUGUUCCGUACCUUGUAUUCCUGUCCAGAUUUGGAGGAAUUGACCUGAAUAUCAAUGUUAUAAAGAGGGGAGGUGAGAAUGAAAUGAAUGGCUGUCGGACGUUAAAAGAGCUCGAGGCCCAAAUAGGAGAAAAGAUUUGCAAAAACAUUAAAACCGUCAUCAAAGCCCUUAUGCUCAUUGAUGUUAACACGACUGGUCUGGUCCAGCCACACGAGCUGAGGAGGGUUCUGGAGACCUUCUGUUUGAAGAUGAAAGAUGAGGAAUACAAAAAGUUUGCGCAACACUACAAUAUCGAUAAAGAUGCUGCAGUGGAUUAUAACGUUUUCUUGAAGAACCUCAGUUCAAAUAAUGACUUGAACCUUAAAUAUAAUAUAGGAAAUCAAGAGGUCCUGUGGGAGAAUCAACGAGUCAAAAGUUUCAAAAGAGAGGAACCCCCCAGUUCCGCUGUGUCUGACAGUAUCUGGAAGAACUACUCCUUGGAUGAAAUUGAGACGGCCUUUUGCCUAGAGCUUUCCAAGUGCUAUGAAAAGGUUGAAAAGGCGCUGAGUGCAGGGGACCCCUGCACAAGUGGAUAUGUGUCUUUGAAUUACCUAAAGAUUGUCCUCGACACCUUUGUAUACCGAUUACCAAGAAGAAUUUUCAUCCAGUUAAUGAAAAGAUUUGGACUUAAAACCACCACUAAAGUCAAUUGGAAGCAAUUUUUAACAUCAUUUUAUGAACCUCAAUAUGAAGCUAGCAAUAAAGCUCCCUUGACAAAAAGAAAUAGCAUCAACUUUAGAAAUCAGGUUCACAAGGAAAACAUUAUCACGAAGUUAUUUAGACAUGAAGAUCACGAUUCAUCGUUGAAGAAAGCACUGCUGCUCAUCAAGUCUAAACCUGACGGACAGAUAACAGGGCAAGAACUGCAACGCAUUCUAAAUUGCAUGGUGGUAAAAAUAAGUGAUUCAGAAUUCAGGGAACUAAUGCGAAUACUUGACCCUGGGUGCACCGGAUGUGUCAACGCCAGCAGGUUGACUGAGCUAAUUGAAGACAGCCCCAAGCUGCACAAAAUACCUGCCUAUAAAGACACCAAGAUGCCUCUCUUCCUGGCUUGGGAUUCAGUGGAAGAAAUUAUUCAUGACUCGAUUGCUAAGAAUCUGUCAGCUUUCUGUAAUAUGCUGCGGUCAUAUGACCUCGGAGACACAGGACUCAUUGGGCGAAAUAAUUUCAAGAAAAUCAUGCGUGUAUUCUGCCCAUUUUUAACAACUGAACAUUUAGUAAAACUCUGCAGUAAGUUUCAGGAUAUUGCUUCAGGAAGAAUCCUUUACAAGAAACUUUUGGCAUGCCUAGGAAUUAAUCGCCCGCCCACUGUCUCUCCAGUUUCCGUGCCAAAGGGUCAACUGUUAAACGAACAUCUUCAAAAAGAGGAGCAGAUGCUGCCAGACCAUUCUGAGAGAGCCACGCCCGCUGAGAGCCAAGGUGCCAUGACCAGGAACAUGACCAAGGAUGAAGUCAUUGAAAAGCUCAAAAGCUGUAUACGGCAGCAGGACCCAGCAUUCAGAAAACGAUUUCUUGACUUCACCAAGGAGCCUAAUGGCAAAAUUCACACACAUGACUUCAAGAAGGUCCUAGAAGAUAAUGGAAUGCCCAUGGAUGACGAUCAGUACGCUCUGUUGACCACAAAAUUAGGAUAUAAGAAAGAAGGGAUGAGUUAUCUUGAUUUUGCAGCAGGAUUCGAAGAUCCUAAGAUGAACGGGCCAGAAGUGACCCCACCCCAGACUCCAAUUCUUCCCAAAGGUGAGGUGGACAGCUCCUUUGUCACCGCUGAAGAGUGCCUGAGACAGUUCCCCCGGAGACUGAAGGAAUUCUUCCGGGACCCGUACGCCGCCUUCUUUAAGAUGGACACUGACAGGGACGGCAUCCUCACCAUGCACGACCUCCACCGCCUGCUGCAGCACCUGCUCUUCAACCUGAAGGACGAGGAGUUCGAGCGCCUCCUGGGCCUUCUCGGCCUGAGGCUCAGCAUCACGUUAAACUUCCGGGAGUUCCGGAACCUGUGCGAGAAGAGGUCGUUCAGUGCAGGUGACGACGCGCCCCAGAGACUGCCCAGACCAAAACAGAAGGUUGCAGAUUCAGAACUAGCUUGUGAACAGGCGCAUCAGUACCUUGUCACCAAAGCAAAAACCAGAUGGUCAGACUUGUCUAAGAAUUUUAUAGAAACCAACAGCGAGGGCAACGGUAUCCUUCGACGACGGGACAUGAAGAACGCGCUGUACGGCUUUGACAUCCCCCUCACGCCGAGAGAGUUUGAAAAGCUCUGGAUGAGGUACGACAGUGAGGGAAGAGGGCACAUCACUUACCAAGAAUUUUUGCAGAAACUGGGGAUUAACUACUCAGCAGAUAUUCACCGGCCCUACGCGGAGGAGUACUUUAACUUCAUGGGUCAUUUCACGAAGCCUCAGCAGGUGCGAGAAGAGCUGAAGGAGCUGCAGCAGAGCACAGAGAAGGCCAUGCCAGCCAGGGAUAAACUUAAGGACCACAAUCAAGAUAUCAGCAAAGCACUCGCCAAACUAGAUAAAUCCAGAACUGGCUACAUAUCCUUGGGCAGGCUGCAGAGGCUGCUGCAGGAGUGUGGCUGUUCUCUGAAGGAAGAGGAGCUGAUCGAUCUUCUAAACAGUUGGGGAAUCGCCUGGCACAAUAACUCCAUCAAUUACCUUGACUUCUUGCGAGCGGUGGAGAACAGCAAGCCAACAAGACCUCAGUCCCAGGAGAAAGAGGAGAGCGUGCUGAUCAAUUUUGCAGCCCUAAAUCCAGAGGAGGUUCUGAAGAACAUCCAGGAAGUCGUCGCCACCUCCAGUCUGGCUUUGUCAACGGCAUUUUCUGCAUUGGAUAAAGAGGACACUGGGUUUGUAAAGGCUUCAGAUUUUGGACAGGUUCUUAAGGACUUCUGUUACAAACUAACAGAUAACCAGUAUCAUUAUUUUUUGAGAAAACUCAGACUUCAUCUCACCCCCUACAUAAAUUGGAAAUAUUUUCUCCAGAACUUCAGCAGUUACGUUGAGGAGACCGCUGUGGAGUGGGCUGAGAAGAUGCCCAGAGGUCCACGGCCCUUAUCGCCCAAGGAAAUGGCAAACCAGGAGCUGCUGGCUCGCCUGCACAAGGCCGUGACCUCCCACUACCACGCCAUCGCCCAGGAGUUCGAGAACUUUGACACCAUGAAGACGAACACCGCCUCCAGGGACGAGUUCCGGUCCAUCUGUACUCGCCACGUCCAGGUUCUGACGGACGAGCAAUUUGACAGGCUCUGGGAGGAGAUGCCCGUCAACUCCAAGGGGAGGCUGAGGUACCUGGACUUCCUGAGCAGCUUCAACGUGGACAAGCCGGCCACGCCACUUGCCACGGGUGACUCAGCCAAGGCGCAGAGAGGGAGCAGCGUCCCCGAGGUCUCUGGUCCAGACCGGGGCUGGUCUGCAGGGUCGUCGCCCACUCACGACCCAAAAGCGGGGUCCAAGCCACGGAGUCACCCCUGCACCCCCUCAAGCGUGAGCGGGACCCCACCCCUGCAGAACUGCGAGCCCAUCGAGACCAAGCUUCGCAAGAAGGUCCAGGGCUGCUGGCGCGAGCUGCUACGCGAGUGCAAGGAGAGGGACCCCAACAAGCAGGGCGAGAUCCCUGGCCCCGAGUUCCUGGCUCUCGUGGAGAAAUUCAACCUGGACAUCAGCAGAGACGAGUGCCAGCAGCUCCUCGUCAAGUACGACUUGAGGAACAACGGGAAGUUCGCUUAUUGCAGCUUCAUCCAGAGCUGCGUCCUCCUGUUAAAAGCAAAGGAGACCUCGCUGAUGCAGAGAAUGAAAAUCCAGAACGCGAAUAAAAUGAAAGAAGCCGGCGCUGAGACCUGCUCCUUUUACUCUGCCUUGCUUCGGAUUCAGCCCAAGAUCGUGCACUGCUGGAGGCCGAUGCGGCGCACAUUCAAAGCCUACGACGAGGGCGGGACGGGGCUUCUCAGCGUGGCUGACUUCAGGAAGGUCCUGAGGCAGUACAGCAUCAACCUCUCCGAGGAGGAGUUCUUCCACAUCCUGGAGUAUUACGACAAGACUCUGUCUUCAAAAAUCUCCUACAACGACUUCCUCAGGGCCUUCCUCCAGUAGGGGCCCCGCACCGUGAGCCCAGUGAGGACAGACAGGGACCGCAGGGCCCGUCCCCACGCCCCAGGAAAUCUAUCAGCAGAGGGUCUCAUGAACGUCCGGGGCAUCCCCCCAAGCUCAGCCCACACCCGCACCCAACCUGCAUCUUUGUGAAGUCAGCCCAGGCCUGGGCUCCAGGGUUGGCAGCGGCCGCUCUGGAAGGCCCUGGGCUGCCCCACUGAGCUCAGGACCCCUCUUAGUCUGAGCAGAUUAAAAUGUUAGCCUUUGCAAGAAUGAUUCUUGAGACUUUAAAAGAACCACCAACAAUAAACUUGGAAACUCA
This is a messenger RNA of Bubalus bubalis (water buffalo), 5324 nucleotides long. It is a transcript of the gene EFCAB6, whose product is annotated as EF-hand calcium binding domain 6. Bases 506 to 5005 code for a protein of 1499 amino acids. The transcript is spliced from 32 exons. Gene Ontology annotation, cellular component: nucleoplasm. Gene Ontology annotation, molecular function: calcium ion binding. The record is from RefSeq and is a predicted model, not a curated record. NCBI's taxonomy places the organism in Eukaryota, Metazoa, Chordata, Mammalia, Artiodactyla, Bovidae.